AUGACUUAUAUUAGAAAUUUAUCCAGUAAUACCAAUACUGAUGAAUCAAGUUUGGAAAGUGUUGCUCAAGGUCUUCUUUGGAAAUUAGAAAAAGAGGCUGGUGCUAAACCUACUAGUUCAAAUUCACAUGAAUACGACAUUAUGAUCAGUUAUUCACAUAGUGAUAGCCAAGUAUGUCAUCAAAUUUAUGAAAAACUUAUCAAAGAUAAAUUUCGUGUUUGGAUUGAUCGAGAAAAUCUGCAUGGAACAACAAUGAGUGGCAUGGCUAAUGCUAUUGAAAAUUCAACUUUUGUUCUUAUUUGUAUGUCUCAAAAAUAUCAACAAAGUUCAUAUUGUCGAUUGGAAGCUCAUUAUGCACAUGAACAACAAUGUAACAUUAUACCAUUAAAAAUGAAAGUUCAUUAUAAGCCUGAUGGAUGGCUUGGUCUUCUUGUUGCUGGUAAAAAAUAUGUUGAUUUUGCGAAAAAUCAAAAUAACAUCAAUAUAUCUUAUGAAAAAUUGAAAAAGGAAAUCUCUCAACACUGUCAACAAAAAAAAAAUCAAAUGGCAGCAAAUAUGAAAGAAAAAGAUCAGAAAAAUAACUCUGCAAUCACUACUCAACCAGUUGAAGAGAUUUCAUCAUCGGUCGAACAUCAUUCAACCGUAGAGUUACCACACUGUAUCAAUCAGUGGACUAAUGAUCAUGUUAAAUCAUUUUUUAUUUCAAUCGGGCUGAAAGAUACUUUACUCAAUUUAUGUAAAGCAAUGGAUGGUCAGUGUCUUCUUCAAUUAUACGAAAUGUGUAUGAUUAGUCGUGAAUCAAUGUAUCUAUUACUUAAAACUGAAUUAGCCGAACAGCAUGAUAAGCCGUUGCCGAUUGCUGAUUAUGUUACUUUUCUUCAGAAGAUCAAAGCGUAUCUGCCAUUCGCUGGUAACAAAUUGAAAACUAUACAACCUGAUCCAACGCGUUCUGCAGUUUGCAGUGUUAUGUAA
Molecule: messenger RNA, 972 nt
Organism: Rotaria sp. Silwood1
Lineage: Eukaryota; Metazoa; Rotifera; Eurotatoria; Philodinida; Philodinidae
Source: the annotation of a GenBank genome assembly